Molecule: messenger RNA, 1956 nt
Organism: Cloeon dipterum
Lineage: Eukaryota; Metazoa; Arthropoda; Insecta; Ephemeroptera; Baetidae
Product: receptor-type tyrosine-protein phosphatase gamma-like
Exons: 11
Coding region: 1279-1956 (225 amino acids)
Biological process (GO): protein dephosphorylation
Molecular function (GO): protein tyrosine phosphatase activity
Source: RefSeq, a predicted model, not a curated record
GAAAAUAUGGCAAAGACUGCUCUGAGACAUCUCGCCGAUUCUGUUUCGAUGAAAGAUUCUCAAACAUAGACGGAACAUGUCUACAGGGUUGCGUCUCUGGAUACCUUUACCCUGAAUGUCUUGAAGAAUGCACUGGAAAGAGAUUUGGUCCAAACUGCUCUGAAAUCUCUCAUCGAACCUGUAUGAACGACACACAUUUUCCUCAAAAUGGAAGCUGUCGGUUGGGCUGUGCAAAAGGUUACAUUUUCCCCGAGUGUGAAGCGACUGAAACCACAUACAUGAAAGUAAACAAACAUCAGAACCACGUUUUGAUUUCAAUCCUCAUCCUCGUGCCACUGAUUUUCGUGCUUCUCGCUUUAAUCGGGGCUUGCAUUUAUAUCAAGAAUCGCAGGAAACGCCAACAAACCAAUCAAGAAGCCACAGUACAAUUUUCGAAAGCAUCUGAAACUGGCACUGCUCAAUUAAUCGAAGAAAAUAACUGCUAUGUACCUUUCAAUGCAUCGCAGGUCGAAAAAUACUUGCAGUCAGCCUUUAUAAACAAUUUCCUUGACGAGCAAUUUAAGAAAUUCCCGCGGGGGCAAACGCAACCGUGGGAAGUUGGCACCAAACCAGAAAAUAAGAAGAAGAAUCGUUACAAUAAUUUGUACGCGUAUGACUCUUCCCGAGUGAAACUGGACUUUCUUCCUGGCGACCAACACUCUGACUACAUCAAUGCCAACUACGUUGACGGAUACGAACGUCCAAAGGCGUACAUUGCAAGUCAAGGACCAAUGGCGAGCACCGUUGAUGACUUUUGGAGAUUGGUGUGGCAGGAAAAAGUGUCCUUGAUCGUGAUGCUUACAAAUCUUACUGAGGGAGAAAAAGUUAAAUGCGAAAAAUACUGGCCCGACGCCGACCAGGAAGGAAAAUUCGGCCGUUUGACUGUCCGCAAUAUGAGAGAGGAGAUCAACGCCGAUUAUGUUUCAAGAGAUCUAAUUGUUUUACGCGAAAAAACGAAGAAUAUCGUAAAAUAUUUUCCCCCUAUUCUAUAUAUCCCAAAUCUCUCCUGCAAAUACAGGCUGAAAUUUCUACAAAUGUUUUUUACUAUCACACUAGGUUCAGCAACUGCACUACACCAAUUGGCCCAAUAACGGAGAACCACUCUAUCCACAGUCGAUAGCCAUUUUCGUGGAAAAAAUAUCUCAUUGUCAGCGCAAUGAAUGCGCCCCUAUAUUGGUGCACUGCAGUGGUGGAAUUGGAAGAACUGGCACUGUGAUUUUGAUUGACGCAUGCCUUAAAAUGUUUCGUUCGCGCGGUCAACUCGAUGUCAUCAGCAUUUUCUCACAGAUGAGGAAACAGAGAGUCAAUCUGGUCAACACCUUGGAUCAAUUCAAAUUUGUACACCUGGUCCUUUUGGAAAGCAUUUUGAACCCAAAGUUUGAAAUACACUGCGACAAUUUUUCUGAAGAAUACAAAAAUCUUACGUCAAAUAGCAACAAGAAGAUCAAAAAGAAUUUGGAUUUGCUCACGAACAUUUGCAACAAAGACUUCCAAAGGGCUGACAAACCGGCCGAGAUUGAAGCGGACAAGUGCAGGAACCCUGAUUUUAUUUCCACAUCGAGCGCCAUAGUUUCGCUCUUCCCCUACGGAAAUGUCACGACGAUGAAUUUCAUAAACGCCGUUUUCGUCGACGGAUACAAGAGGGCAAAGCAGUUCAUUGUUACCCAAGUGCCCAUGAAAAACACCGUCUGGGAUUUUUGGAGGAUGAUUGACCAGUUCAACGUCAAGCAAAUCAUCGUCCUCAAUGAGUCGCACUAUUCUUACGGGGAUUUCCUUCCUACAAAAAAACGCAAGCUUGACUUCGAUGAAAUUCAAGUAGUUUUGGAUAGCAUCGACGAAGAAAAACACGUGAAGAGCCAUGAAAUCACACUGAAUGCUGUAAAAUAUCUAUUUCGUUUUUCAAUUUGGCUGAAAUAA